Molecule: messenger RNA, 1614 nt
Organism: Cyclocybe aegerita
Lineage: Eukaryota; Fungi; Basidiomycota; Agaricomycetes; Agaricales; Hemipholiotaceae
Source: the annotation of a GenBank genome assembly
AUGCCUGUUUCAGAGGCUAUAUUGACCCAGAUUCUGGCGCAGCUGGAGACAAUGCAGGUCGCGCAGCAGACGAUGCAAGCCAAGCUCGACUCGUUAUCUGCGGGUGCUCGUCCAAGCUCGCCAUUGGAGCCGAAGGCCUUGCUUCCGAUGCCCAGCACGCCGCCUCGUCCAACGUCGAUAUCAGCUGCAUCCUCCCCGGUGUCGAAACAGAAGGCUCUCGAUGAGGAGAGAAAGGCGGGCCUGGCGUCCUCAUCGCCCAAUACUUCAACGCCGCCGAAAGUAUUGACGGAUAAGGAGAGGGAGAAGCUGUUGUAUCCUGGGCGGGUCAAUCUAACAACCUACCCCGACCAACAUGGUAUCGCCCCACAACCUCUCCAAUGGGGAGCAUCGGACGCCACGACACGCGGACCCGUCAUCUGCUCCCGCCUGCCCUCGUCCAUCAAGCAACGCAACGCCAUCGGCGCUCAUUCGGGCUCCUACUCCAUCUACCGCGCCCUCGCCAUCGCCAUGGGCACCCUCAACCCCACCCAUAAGCCCGACUACUCCAUGACCGAGCCGCCUUUGCCCAUACCGCCCAACCCCACCUGGUUCGACCCCUCCAAGAUCGUCUCCUUCGACCCGUGGGGUCAUCUCGUCCCUCAGGUGUUCAGGAAGGAGACGGAAGAGCUGGGGUUGGACAUCCGCCCGAGCAUCGCGGUGACGAAGGCCCAUUUGAAGAUGAGCGAGCUGGACGAGGCGUCGCGGAGGGGCGAUUUGACCAUUGAUGGGUCGAUUGUGCUGAAGAGCCGCCCAGUGAAAAAUGUCGACGGUUCGGUCAGCGACAUCGAUCCUGGAGUGGAGGUUACAGUCAGCAAGGCCGCUGUAGAGCCCGUGUGGUACCUCCCUGGCGUGGCUGAGCGGUUCGGAAUCUCGGAGAGCCUCCUACGACGCGCAUUGUUCGAAGACACGGGAGGAAUGUACCCCGAACUCAUCACCCGCCCCGAUAUCAAAGUAUUUCUCCCACCCAUCGGCGGCCUAACGGUCUACAUCUUUGGAAACCCGGCCUUCGUCUCGGAUGAGUCGAAAGAACUUACUCUUCGUGUCCAUGACGAAUGCAACGGCUCUGACGUCUUCGGCUCCGACAUCUGCACAUGCAAGCCCUACCUCACCUUCGCCAUCGAAGAAUGCAUCCGCGGCGCGCAGAAAGGCGGCGUCGGUGUUGUAGUCUACUUCCGGAAAGAAGGUCGAGCCCUAGGCGAGGUUACGAAGUACCUCGUCUACAACCUCCGCAAACGCGGCGGCGACUCUGCCGACAAAUACUUCAAAUCGACGGAGAUGAUCGCUGGUGUCAAGGACAUGCGCUUCCAGGCUCUCAUGCCCGACGUCCUGCACUGGCUGGGUAUCAAGAAGGUCGACCAUAUGGUCAGCAUGAGCGACAUGAAGUACGACGCCAUCGUGAAGAGUGGGAUUCCAAUUUUGAACCGGUAUGACAUUCCUGACCACCUCAUCCCGCCGGACUCGCGGGUCGAGAUCGAUGCCAAGAUCGCCGCAGGAUACUUCACGAGCGGGAAGCAAAUCACCGAGGCCGAUCUGAUCAAGACUGUUGGUAGGACUUGGGAGGAGACGGAGCAUUAG